AUGUAGGCUUUGUUGGUUCGGGCCACUUGAACUGUGAGCAAGAGGAAACUGCAGCCCACCUGGGCGGCUCUCACCCUGACACCCUCAGCAGGAAACAAGAUAAAACAACUUCUUAUGGAUAAGCCUGGACAUGUAGGUGUCAAAGUGGGUGUUCAGACCAGAGGCUGUAAUGGCCUUUCCUACACUCUGGACUAUGCAAAGACAAAAGGAGAUUCUGAUGAAGGAGUUCAAGAGGGAGUCAGAGUGCUCAUCGAGAAGAACGCAGAACCAACACUUUCAGGAUCCGAAAUGAACUAUAUUGAAAACACACUAUCCAGUGCGUUUGUCUUCAUCAACCCAAACAUCAAAGGAACGUGUGGCUGUGGAGAAAGCUUUAACGUGUGA
This is a messenger RNA of Jaculus jaculus (lesser Egyptian jerboa), 384 nucleotides long. RefSeq names its product iron-sulfur cluster assembly 1 homolog, mitochondrial-like. Gene Ontology annotation, molecular function: 2 iron, 2 sulfur cluster binding. The transcript has a single exon. The record is from RefSeq and is a predicted model, not a curated record. Gene Ontology annotation, biological process: iron-sulfur cluster assembly. Gene Ontology annotation, cellular component: cytoplasm; mitochondrion. NCBI's taxonomy places the organism in Eukaryota, Metazoa, Chordata, Mammalia, Rodentia, Dipodidae.